Leptomonas pyrrhocoris is the source of this 441-nucleotide messenger RNA. RefSeq lists its product as hypothetical. The coding region runs from base 1 to 441 and encodes 146 amino acids. The record is from RefSeq and is a predicted model, not a curated record. NCBI's taxonomy places the organism in Eukaryota, Euglenozoa, Kinetoplastea, Trypanosomatida, Trypanosomatidae. The transcript has a single exon.
AUGCGCGGAGGAGUGCCUUUACUGUCCCCCUUUUUUUUUUGGGAGGAGGGAGCAUUUACUUCCUUUGUCGCGAGAGGUCAACGAAGGAUUUUGUUUUCCCGCAAACUGCACAACAGCUAUGCUCCCAAAGGAUGUGUGAUGCGCCAUGCUCCUCUUAAUUUAUUUAUAUCGUUUUCUUGUAAAGCAGUGACGCCUCGUUGUAUUGUCGCACUUCUCUCUCGUCUAACGCGGGUUGUUCUGCCUUCCCCCCCCCCAAUCUCUCUUUUCUCUCUUACUGUUGCAAUAGCACUUCUCUUUCACUGUGGUUUAUAUCGGCUCGUUGAUCUUCUUCUGUUUUUUCUCUAUCUCUUUCUUUGGCUGUCGCGAACGAAGCGGGGACGCAGGGAGACGAUGCGCCGUGCAAUCCGCCUGCCCUCCUGUUGCUCUUCUCUUUUUCAGUGA